Messenger RNA from Humulus lupulus (European hop), 348 nucleotides. RefSeq lists its product as uncharacterized. The record is from RefSeq and is a predicted model, not a curated record. The transcript has a single exon. NCBI's taxonomy places the organism in Eukaryota, Viridiplantae, Streptophyta, Magnoliopsida, Rosales, Cannabaceae. Bases 1 to 348 code for a protein of 115 amino acids.
AUGCCUUGUGGACAUGCAAUAGCUGUAAUUGCAAUGAGAAACUUGAGAGUCUAUGAAUACUGUGCAAAGUUCUACAAAAUAGAAACACUAAAAGCAUUGUUCGAAGCAAAUGUUCAUCCUUUGCCUCAUAAAGAUGAAUGGAAUCUCCCACAGCACCUGGACAUAGUGGUGUUACCUCCAAAAGUAGCAAUCCCUGUAGGAAGACCAAGAAAGAAAACAAUAAGAUCAAGAAGGGAACAAAAAGUAAUAAUCAACUAUGAGAAAUGUUGGCAACCAGGACAUAACAUGAAGACUUGCAGGAAUCCUCCAAUUGAGAAGCCAAACAAGCAGAAAAAGCAAAAGACCUAG